AUGGCUGUCAUGAAAACUGUGGUCAUCUGGCAUUUUGGGUGUGCCUCUGUGUGUGUGGGUUUUGAAAGGAAGGUAACCAUUACUUUCUGUGAUCUGAGUAUUUUCUUGCAUGCACUUCAGCUAGUCUGUAAAGCAACUCUCUUGGCCACUGCUGUGUGCACUCCGCUGGAGAAUGUAAUGGACACCUUGAUCAGGAUUUUCCAUCACUAUUCUGGCAAAGAAGGAGACAGAUACAAGCUCAGUAAAGGAGAACUCAAAGAGCUCCUCACCUGUGAGCUCUUUCUUUCAGAUCAAAAGGAUUCCAUUCUGGUUGACAAGAUUAUGAAAGAUCUGGACUCCAAUAACGACAAUGAAGUGGAUUUUAAUGAAUUUGUCAUUCUAGUUGCUGCUUUGACUGUGGUGUGUAAUGAUUUCUUUGAAGAACAGCUAAAGAAAGAGGGAUUUUUAAAAGGCUUCGUACAGUCAAUCUUCUGGCCACAAAUGUGA
Molecule: messenger RNA, 486 nt
Organism: Indicator indicator
Lineage: Eukaryota; Metazoa; Chordata; Aves; Piciformes; Indicatoridae
Gene: S100Z
Product: S100 calcium binding protein Z
Exons: 4
Coding region: 1-486 (161 amino acids)
Cellular component (GO): cytoplasm
Molecular function (GO): calcium ion binding
Source: RefSeq, a predicted model, not a curated record